Molecule: messenger RNA, 3354 nt
Organism: Lolium rigidum
Lineage: Eukaryota; Viridiplantae; Streptophyta; Magnoliopsida; Poales; Poaceae
Product: zinc finger protein VAR3, chloroplastic-like
Exons: 5
Coding region: 16-3051 (1011 amino acids)
Cellular component (GO): cytoplasm
Molecular function (GO): mRNA binding
Source: RefSeq, a predicted model, not a curated record
GCCGCCGCCGCCGCCAUGGGCGGCGCCUCCAGGCUGCUGUCCUCCCUCCUUCUCACCUCCUCCCCGCUCCGUCUCCGCCCCUCCGCCGCCGCCUUCGCCCUCUUCAUCUCCACGCCCACCGCGGCAUCCCGCCGCCAACUCCUGCUCUCCUCCCUCUCUCCCCUCCGCACGCUCUCCACCUCCGCCGCCGCCUCACCCCUUCCCUACAGCUCCAGCUCCGCGUCGUCAACCCCACAGCCCCACGCCCCUUUCCCGGAGUGGUCCCGACUCGUCGACCGCCUCGCGGCCGCCGGUUACGCCGCCCGCGUCCGCUCCGCCGCCGACGAGCUCGCCACCACCUCCGGCUUCGGCCUGUCGGCCGAGGCGGAGUCCACUGUGUCCUCCUGCCUGGCCUUCGCGCGCGACCGGCCUGACCUUCUCAGGUCGCUGCCUAGGAAGGAUGUCGAGGUUGUGGUGGCUAACGCUGCACCGGCUCUGUUCAAGGAUGGGGAGGCAUCUGCGCAGCGGCUGCAGCAGUACCUUGCCCAGGGCGAUGCGAUGGAAUCAGUCAAAGCAGAAACUGUUGACAUUGUUCGGUACUUGUUAAGUUAUGCAUAUAGUUCUUCAGACAGCCACAUAGAAGACAAAGAACUCACUGAUUCAGCUGUGAGAAAUAUCUUGGCUGAGCUAGUAAAUUCUAGUGGACUUUCCAGCACCUCCAGUUUUGUGGAGUCAACAGUCGGGCAAAAUACCUUGUGUCAACCUGAACGAUUCUCUAGGCCUCUAGGACAAAAUGUUGAAAUGAAGCGAGGCGACUGGAUUUGCACAAGAUGUAGCUUCAUGAACUUUGCAAGAAAUGCAAGGUGCCUUGAAUGUAAUGAGCAUCGGCCAAAAAAGAUGUUGACUGGCGGAGAGUGGGAAUGCCCUCAGUGUGACUUCUAUAAUUAUGGGAGGAACCUGUCAUGCUUACGAUGUGAAUGCAAAAGACCAGCGUCAAUAGCAUCAAAUCCUGCCUCUGCUGGUUUAGGCGGCGUGGCACAGCUUCUUGAUGUACCCAAUGCUGGUAGAUCAGAAAUUGAGAGAAAACUCGCUGAAAAUGAUGAGAAGGCAGAAAGGUGGUUGAGCAAAGUAUCUCAACUAGACGAUUCUGCUGAUUUAAGUAGUCUGGCAGCUGAUGAGGAUUUUCCUGAGAUUAUGCCUAUGAGGAAAGGGGUCAAUAAAUUUGUAGUUAGCACACGCAAGACACCAUUGGAGAGAAGAUUGGCAAGUGCACAGUACAGCAGUAACAAUAGCCCUCAAGCACCAGCAUCUGACUCCAAGAUUAGUCAAACAUUAGACAGGAUACUUGGGCGUUCGACAUCUAUUUCUUCGCCAAACAAUCAGUCUGACAAUGGGGAUGCAAAUGCUAGUGCUCCCAAGAGAUUAACAGGCCAUCUUAGUGAUAUUGAUCCUGUUCCUUUUGUGCCACUAUCUGCAGAUUUAUUUGCCAAGCCACAGAACACAAAGAGUAAUGAACAAGCAGAUAUGGAUGGCCAAAUAAAUAAGGAAACUGGUAGUUCAUCUGAUGUCACACUGGCCUCAACUGAGAGGAGAGAUGUCGAUAAAUCAUUAGAUGCUGCUGAGAAAUGGUCCAAGAAAGUUGCAGAACUCGGCAAUGUAAAUAACCUUUCAAGUGCUAUUUCUGAUGAAGACUUUCCUGAGAUUAUGCCAAUGAGGAAAGGCGAGAACAGGUUUGUUAUUAGUAAGAAGAAAGACCGCUCACUGGCAUCACCACAGUUCAAAAGGCGCAGUGUGCUUGAGCAGGCAGACAAUUCCAAUUUCACCCCAUUUGUUCCGUUUCCUCCUGAUUAUUUUGCCAAAAAAGAUGCGCCAGCAGAAAGUACUCCCGAUACAGGAGUUGUUUCAGAAGGUUCCCCAUCGGUUGAUAAGCUGCCGGAAACAAAUGCUUCAUCAGGAAAUUUGGGGAAUAGCCUGAACACCUCACAGGUAAUGGGCAGUCAGGCAAGUAGCAACAUCAAUAAUGAGAACUGGAACAGAAAUUACUCUCAGCAAAACUUGAGUACAGGUGGAAAUACACGGGGUGGAAGCAGCAACCAGCAGCAUCAACAGCAACCUCAUGAGCUGGGUGAUCGACUUAGUGGUACAUCAAGUACCAGCGCUUGGAACCCAAACUACUCCCAGGGGAGGUUUAAUGAUGGCAGAGGUGUAUCUGGCAACUAUCAACAUCCACAGCAACCUCAUAAGGUGGGUAAUGGAUCUGGUGGAACUUCGAAUACCGAUGCUUGGAACACAAACUACUCCCAGGGGAGGUUUAACGAUGGCAGAGGUGGAUCUAGCAACUAUCAGCAUCAACAGCAACCUCAUGAGGUGGGUGAUCGAUCUAGUGGGACUUCGAAUACCAGUGCUUGGAACACAAACUACUCCCAGGAGAGGUUUAAUGAUGGCACAGGUGGAUCUAACAACUAUCAGCAUCAGAUGCAACCUCAUGAGGCGGGUGGUCGAUACAGUGGCACUUCGAAUAACCAUGCUUUGAACACAAACUACUCCCAGGGGAGCUUCAACGAGGGCCGAGACGUAUCUACUCACAAUGGGGGCGGCUAUUCUGCACAACCAUCUUAUAUGCCCGGUUAUAGUAAUAACAAUAGCAACAGCAAUUCUUGGAGCAGCAGCAACAACCAUAAUUGGAGUGGUUCACAUCCAGAUAACAGCACUGCUACUAGCGGCAGUGCUUCAGCUAACCCUAACCAAGCAACAGGCUACUCAAGUUACGGAGGCAGAGGUUAUACAGGAAAGAGUUUAGAAGGUUCUGCUGUGAGGGACCCUGAUCCUCUGGACAUGUCUGAGGAAGCUAAGGCUGAGAGAUGGUUUAGGAGGGCAGCACAGAUAACCAAUGUUGAGGAUCUUGUCAACAUUCCCGAUGAGGACUUCCCUGCGAUAAUGCCGAUGAGGAAGGGGGUGAACAGAUUCGUAGUGAGCAAGAGGAAGACGCCAUUGGAGCGGAGAUUGACCUCUCCUCAGUAUAGAAGGAACCUACCUGUCGUAAGUUCUGAACCGGACAAAGAUGCUAGCUGAAAGCAGAUCUGUCUAUUCGAAUGCGAGGGUGGAGUCUACACAUGGGUAUAUACUUUACCCCAGAUUGGAAUAAUAAGCAGUAAGGGGAAAUCCACAUAGAGGAGAUAGCUGAACACCCAGAACAUUUUUGUGUAUGGUAAAAUUUUGUUUUCCGAGUCUCGACUGCUAUCGAUUUGCUGGGUCAUUUGCUAUGUGUAUCUUAUGUGCUAGGAAUUGUGAUCAUAUGCAUGUGUUGUAACUGAAAUGUUCUAUACUGAAACCGUGGGUGCAAUCGUCAAAGAAUUUUUUUUCCGUCGGAUUUAA